Helobdella robusta is the source of this 426-nucleotide messenger RNA. RefSeq lists its product as hypothetical. Gene Ontology annotation, molecular function: RNA binding. Gene Ontology annotation, cellular component: nucleolar ribonuclease P complex. The transcript has a single exon. Lineage: Eukaryota; Metazoa; Annelida; Clitellata; Rhynchobdellida; Glossiphoniidae. Gene Ontology annotation, biological process: tRNA processing. The annotation marks the transcript as partial. The record is from RefSeq and is a predicted model, not a curated record.
AAUAUAGUUUCUGUAAACCCAGUUAAUGAAAAAAUUUUCCUCAAUGUUUGCAAGGAUUUGGAUAUAGAUCUGAUCUCAUUCGAUUUGACACAACGUUUACCUUUCAUACCAAAACGAACUGCAAUUAAUUUAGCAAUGCAAAAGGGAAUUUCUUUUGAAUUAAAUAUUGAAGGUAUGAUGAGAGAUCAUACAACAAAACGUAAUGUUAUUUCAAAUGCUAGCAUACUUGUCGAACUGUGUCACGGAAGAAAUAUUGUGUUGUCCAAUGGGUCCAGGGAUGUGUUUCAUUUGAGGGGACCUUAUGAUUUAAUUAAUGUUGCUUAUCUUUUCGGUUUGAAUAAAGAAGAAGCUAGAAAUUCCUUGACAACAAAUCCAAGUUAUAUGCUAAAACACAGUCUUGCAAGAAAAUAUGUUAAAAGUGUAGUU